Molecule: messenger RNA, 1474 nt
Organism: Alosa alosa (allis shad)
Lineage: Eukaryota; Metazoa; Chordata; Actinopteri; Clupeiformes; Clupeidae
Gene: lrrc30a
Product: leucine rich repeat containing 30a
Exons: 1
Coding region: 435-1313 (292 amino acids)
Molecular function (GO): protein binding
Source: RefSeq, a predicted model, not a curated record
GUGUGAGUGUAACUCAGUAAGAGGUGUUUCAGGCCCUCCUCCUUCAAUCUGUCAGUACAGCCACUUCAUAGCCCAGCCUCAGACAGCCCAAACACACACGCCAGCGCGCCAACACAAAGACACGCACAUAUGCACGGCUCCACUCUGGAGCGUCCACUUCCUAUUGGAUAUCCACAGUAUUUGAGCAUAGGCACCAAGACUCAACCCAUGGAGUGCGUUCCAACGCAGCUGUCUGGAUGCCUUUACCAGACAUUCUAGAAUCGAAGGUAUUGUUUUUCGCUAUUAUUGUGAAGCACUUCUGGGUUCUAUUUGACAUUUAAGAAUCAUUUGAACUCUGGAGCCAGAUGCCCAGCCUCUGUUGGCACACUGCUUGAUUGUUAAGGUCUGCGUGUUGAAGGGUGCGGGUUAAACAGGGACUGAAACAGAGGGCCAGGAUGGGGGGCAAGCAGUCGAAGAAAACUGCCGAGGAGGAUAUGAAGAGGCAAGCGAGGAAGAACACGGGCCGUGUGGAGAGUCUCACGUCGGCCGAACGGAUCCGCCAGCACACCACCAAGCAGUUCGGACAGGUGGUCCUCAGCCUGGCGCGUCGCGGCAUGACCGAGCCUCCCCAGGAGCUCUGGGAGCUGGUGGAGCUGGAGAAGCUCAACCUGUCACUCAACCGCCUCCGGGCGAUACCCUCCGCCAUCUCCGUGCUGCAGAACCUGGUGGUGCUGAACCUGUGGGGCAAUCAGCUGGCCAGCCUGCCGCCGGAGAUCGGGCAGCUGCGGAAGCUCCGCGUGCUCUUCGCCUACCGCAACCACCUGACCGAGGUGCCCGAGGAGCUGGGCGACUGCACCAAGCUGGAGGUGCUCAGCCUGGCCAACAACCAGAUCAGCGGCCUCCCCGCCAGCCUGUCGACGCUGACCAACUUACGCAAGCUCAACCUCAGCCACAACCGCAUCGUGCACGUCCCCGGCUGCGUCUACGCCAUGAAGAGCCUCGUCUUCCUCCACAUGGCCUGCAACCAGCUGGAGAACAUCGCUGACCAGAUCCAGGCGCUGGCCGACCUCAAGAUCUUCAUCGUGGAGGGCAACUGCCUCCACGCCCUUCCCAGGAUGAUCUGCUUCCUCACGCGGCUCGAGCUGCUCAACGUGGACUUCAACGACAUCAAGGACGUGCCUGCUGAGUUGCACCAGCUGAAGCGGCUGGAGAGACUGGCCUGCCACCCUCUGGACAAAGGCCUGCACAUCAUGCACAACCCCCUCCAGAAGGGUAUCAAGGAGGUGAUGGAAGGGGGGCUCACCGCCCUCUACAACUAUCUCAAGUCUACGUAAGAGACCCAUGACGGGGGGAGGGGGGAUUAGCUCCCUGCAGGCACUCGCAUGGAGGAUUGCCUUAACUGUUUGGAUAAGAGAAUUUGAGAGGAAGGACUUGUGGUAGUGAUUUUCCACUCACGUCAUAGGACUGAAUGUGAAGAACAGUAUUGAAAAAAAAC